This is a messenger RNA of Zerene cesonia (dogface butterfly), 1697 nucleotides long. RefSeq lists its product as uncharacterized. Bases 245 to 1681 code for a protein of 478 amino acids. The transcript is spliced from 4 exons. The record is from RefSeq and is a predicted model, not a curated record. Lineage: Eukaryota; Metazoa; Arthropoda; Insecta; Lepidoptera; Pieridae.
AUAUGACAUACGGCCAGUAACAUUGUAAUUAAUUCUUAGUUAUUAUUAUAUGAGGCACUACUCUUUGUCUCUUUGUUUUUCUGUGCCUAUGACAAUACAAAAAAUUAAAAACAGGAAUGGAUGAAUGUUCCAUGUGGUAACUAGAUCUUUAUCUGUGGGCGAAUGUGAGACUUAAAAACGUCCACAAGAAUCGCAGUCUCCAAAGAGUAGCAUAAUAAUACGGCAGUCUCAUUAAAGUGUCAAAAUGAGUUUUGGUAAAUGGUAUACAAUAGAAGAUGUAACGCAAGACAUUGCAAGGGCAUCUGGGCAGCUCGUCAGUGACCUGAACGCAAAAUAUGUAGUUGUGGGAAAACAAAAACCGCGAUACAAUACAGACAAAGAUGAGUUUGAAGACAUGCAAAAUUUAAAAGGUCAAUAUAUCAUAAGGGACGAGAAUAAACCAGACCUGCAGGGGAUCUCCGAACUGAUACGCUUGGUUGACGGCUAUUCAACAAAUGAAUCAUCUCUCGACGAGUCUAACAACAACAAAACGAGAGAAACGUUUACUCAAGAGGCUGUAGUCAUAAGUAAAUUAAAUCCAUAUGUACCGGCUUUCGUACCAAAAUCUAGUGCACAAUUACUGCCUAAUGUUUAUUCAAAUAUGGAUAAAACAGCUGAAUCGUCGGUAAGUGGACACAUGAAACAAAUCAAACAAGAUAAAAUAAAUCCAACAGAUCAAUUAAAGGAAAAUACCAAGAAUUUUAAUACCACAAGAGUUUCAACUCGAAGCAAUGACAAUGAUCAAAACUAUACUCACCUGUGUGAUUUGAAGAAAAUAGAAAUGAUUCCUGUUGAUAAUAGAAUAGACAUAUCUAGUCUUGAGCCAAAUGAAAAGGAGAAAUUGAAAGAAAACCUUAGAACUAGCAUAAGCAACACUGCUCAAACAAGUUGUGUUAAAGUUAAGAGGCAAAGAAAUUUAGCAAUUGCUACAUUAAUGAAAUUGUUUUCGGAUACGCCACCGUCUAGACAAGACGAGGUUUCAGAGGUGAAACCACAUUUAAUAUCACCUCAAUACUUUGAAUGUUCGGUCUGUGAUAAUGAGAGACUUAAUAAGACUGAUAAGAAACAAUUGGAAACAAGUAUUGAACAGCUUUCCCUAAAUAAAAGUAGUGAGGCUGAGGAAACACAAACAUAUUAUGUGGAAAAUUCUAUUGAUAAAGUCAAUCAAUGGCUCAAAAGACCAGAUUAUUCUCCAGUAAGUGAGUGUGAUAAUAUUGAUAAGACUGGAAACAAAAUGUCUAAUAUUAGAACAGCAUCAAGUGAAGAAUAUGAGAACAAUGAAAGGUUGUGUUCAAAUGUAAAAAAACCGAUUGAAAAAGUUAACACAUGGUUAAAAGAUCCCGAAGAGCAAGUCAAAUCUUCCCAAUUGUUCUUAGGACCCAUUACAUUUAAGAGAAAAGCAACGAGAAAGUCUCCAGACACUCAAACUGGUGCGUCAAGCUCUGUUGGUAGCGAACCGCUGGUUGUGGAACCAAUAAAAAAUUAUGUGCCUUCCGCAUAUGCGACUGAACUGUCGGAGAAGUAUAUGAAACGCGUGAAAGACAAAACUGCGUCCACUCAAGAUAUUUGGACAAAGCUGGAAGAGGACUUAAAGUCAAAAGAUGAAAUUGUUAGAAGAAGGAUUUCUAGUCCUGAUUCUUGAUGAAGGAUCACUCAAA